This is a messenger RNA of Neoarius graeffei (lesser salmon catfish), 1992 nucleotides long. RefSeq names its product solute carrier family 39 member 4 (gene slc39a4). Lineage: Eukaryota; Metazoa; Chordata; Actinopteri; Siluriformes; Ariidae. Gene Ontology annotation, cellular component: membrane. The record is from RefSeq and is a predicted model, not a curated record. Gene Ontology annotation, molecular function: zinc ion transmembrane transporter activity. Gene Ontology annotation, biological process: zinc ion import across plasma membrane; intracellular zinc ion homeostasis. Bases 1 to 1992 code for a protein of 663 amino acids. The transcript is spliced from 12 exons.
AUGGCGGUGCCAAGCGUCAGGGUGGUAAUGGGGUUGUUUUGUCUCCUCGCUGUGGCCGGGGUUUGUUCUGGAGCCGCUCGGGUGGGUGUGUACCUCAAGGUGGUUGACCUGCUGUCUCCGGGAGAAGAGCAACACCUGAACAAAACCGCGCUUCAGUACUUUUUCACACUUCUGGAGAAACGUGUGCAGUGUGCCGGUGCGCCGUGUGGAAAGUGCUUGUCAGAGGAGAGUGUCGGGCAGCUGGUGAGUAACUACUCCAGCUCCAGUGGUGUGCAGGUGGACGGUUUCUUCAAGUUGGCUGCUGGAUGCUCCCUGCUGCUCAGCUCCCCCUCACACACCUGCACGGCUAUCACAGAGGGAUACUGGGAACAGGAGACGAGACACUUUAUUCACACUCUGGACCACAGUGAGCAUGGCCUGGAUGAGCUCCUACAUGAUAUUGAAGAGCAUUAUCUCCCUGAACAUCACAAUGAGCCCUGCCUCACUCUGACUGACCUCCUGAAAGAGAGCCAAGUGACUCUGCCUGAGGGAGCCCAUCAUCACACUAACCCUCACACCGACCUCCAUACUGUGCUUGGUGUUCUAGUCUACCACGUCUUAUUGGGAGACUGCAUCACCCCUCAUCACAGCCUACCUGCAGAGAACUUCUUCCUGGAUUACAUAUUCAACAACUUUGGCACAAACAACAUCACUGUUCAAGAUCUCGAAAGGUUGAUGAAAGCUCUGAACCUGGGAGCGCAUGACCAUGAGCAUGACCACAACCACAAAGCCCAUAAUGAAGACAUGAGACUCAUCCAACAUGAUGAAGAGGGCCUCAGGCUGAGUCGCUAUGAGCCUCGGGUCUCCAACAACAGCUGGGACACGGUCUGUUUCCAUACCGAGGAGUUGUUAGAGAUCUAUCGGAUGAACAGCUCGGCACUGAACAGAGAUCAGUUCACUCGGCUGAGCCCAGCUCUGAUCCAGCAGCUCCUUAGUAAAGCCUGUACCGAGACCAAAACAGAGCCGGUGUCCGACUCUCUCAGCACCGCAGAGCGAUUCGGGUAUGCUACCCUGGCCAACCUGGUGAUCACUCUGACAGCCAUGUUUGGGAUCAUGGUGCUGCUGUUUACGUCGUGUACCACUGCGUUCCAACUGUGUAUUCAGUUCUGCAUCAGUCUUGCUGUGGGUUCGCUGACGGGUGAUGCCUUGCUCCACCUCCUUCCCUCGUUCUUGGGGUUACAUGUGCACAGCGAAGGAGGAAGUGAAAACGCACAUGACUAUAUGUACAUCUAUAAAAUCCUGGUGGUUUUGGGAGGGAUCUAUGCCUUCUACAUGAUGGAGACCAUAUUCUCAAUCAUCACUUACAAGGACAAACACUCUCAUCACCAUGGAGAGGACGACGAGCCGCACCACUGUGACCAUGGCAAAGUCCUGGAGAUGUACCAGAAAGAGAAAAAGAACAAGAAGUCGACAUCACAAGCAGAUCUGGUAGAUGGCGAAAAAACGUCCGUCGCAGAAGCAGAAGCAGCCCCUCGCGCAAGAGAGCAGCGCCUCCUUCCGUAUAUGAUUGUAAUUGGCGACAGCAUUCAUAACUUUGCAGACGGCCUGGCCUUGGGCGCUGCCUUUUCACUCUCCUGGCGCUCAGGAUUGGCUACGUCUGUGGCUGUAUUCUGUCAUGAACUGCCACAUGAGCUGGGUGAUUUUGCUGUGCUGCUGCACUAUGGCCUGUCGGUGAAGAAAGCUCUGCUGUUAAACGUGGGCAGUGCUCUGAUCUCCUUUAUCGGCCUCUACAUCGCUCUCUCAAUCCCCACCAACACUGCAGCCAACGAGUGGAUAGCAGCAGUCACGACAGGCCUCUUCCUCUUUGUGGGACUUGCAGAUAUGCUUCCCACCAUGAUGCACAUGGAAAGCAAGAAGCCAUGGUUGACACUCUUGCUGCAGAACUUGGGUUUGCUUUCUGGAUGGGGCAUCCUACUGCUACUCUCUAUUUAUGAGGACAAGAUAAAGAUCUAG